AUGUCGGAUGCGAAUCUCAGCAAUUUGAGCGAGUCGAUCGUGUCGGCGGGAGCGAAUCUGCUCGCCGCCCAGCGGACGAUGCUCGACAUGGAGCCCGAAAAGAAGGAGAAGACACGGUUUUUCAAGACACCGCGACUCGGGUCGAGAAGGAUGCGGAAUCGACUUGUACAGAAAAAUGGGAUCUGCAAUAUUGCUUUGAAGAACGUGCCAAAGCAAAGGCGGAAAUACUUUAGCGAUAUCUUUACGACGGUUAUCGAAAUGAAAUGGAGAUGGUGUCUUCUCUACUUUUCGCUCAACUUUGUCCUCUCGUGGACGUUUUUUGCGUUGAUUUAUUAUAGCAUUGCCAAUUCCCACGGUGACCUCGAGCCCUGGAACAUGAAAAGUACAAACUGGACGCCGUGUGUACAAAAUGCCGACUCCGAGCUCAAUUUCUACCUCUUCUCCUUCACCACGCAGACGACGAUCGGUUAUGGAUAUCCAACUGAUCAGUGUCCUCUGGUAGUGCUGGCGAUGAUGGUGCAAUUUAUGUGGGGUAUUUUGUCACAGACGCUCAUGGCUGGUGUGAUCUUUUCAAAGUUGGCCAGACCGAUCAAACGAGCGGCGACGCUCAUCUUUAGCAAAAACGCGGUAAUCUGCAUGAGGGACGGGAAGUUGUGCCUCCUCUUCCGAGUCGGAGACAUGAGGAAGAGCUCGUUGGCUGAAGCGCACGUUCGGUUACAGAUGAUCAAACGUUGUAUAACCUACGAGGGAGAGUUGUUACCAUUUCAUCAAUUUGAUAUGGACGUCGGGUAUGACGAAGGGUUGGAUCGAGUCUUCGUAAUAUGGCCCAUCACGAUAUGCCAUGAAAUCGACGAAAAUUCACCACUCUACGACGUCAGCAAGGAGAGCUUGAUGACGGCCAAAUUUGAGAUUAUUGCGAUAUUGGAGGGCGUUGUGGAAUCGGUGGGGUCGACAACACAAGCAAGGACCAGUUAUCUUCCAAAUGAAAUUUUAUGGGGGAAACGAUUCGAGAAACUGGUGCACUACAAAAAGAGAACGGGCAAUACCAUAUUGAUUUCCAAAAAUUCCACAAUGUCUAUGAUG
This is a messenger RNA of Mesorhabditis spiculigera, 1083 nucleotides long. The record is from the annotation of a GenBank genome assembly. NCBI's taxonomy places the organism in Eukaryota, Metazoa, Nematoda, Chromadorea, Rhabditida, Rhabditidae.